AUGCCUGUGGAUUGGGAUUUGUCUGCUAUCCGGGAAUACGGCCUAAACGAAACCACCACAUGCACUGAUGGAUGGUUCAUUGUUGGUGUUGCUCUUGGAGGAUUUCGUAUCAACAGCAUAAUCCUUGCCACCGAGUGGAUUGGAGUCGCUCAGAGAUCCUAUGCAGCCUGUCUGAGUCAAGUCCUGGCCGCUUUGGGGCAGAGUCUGCCAGAUGGCUUCUUGUCGGCGGAAGAACUACAGAUGCGAAAGAACUCAUUCAAGAAGGCAGCGGCGAUCAACAAACGUACAGUUCCAGAUUCAUUAGUGGAGAAGGUCCUAAAUGAAAAACCUGUUGAAAGAGGAGGUAUAAAAAUCUUUUUUGCUUCCCAUGUGCUCAGGAAAUAUUUCUUAACUAUUACCUUCGUAUGGUGUGUGUUAAAUCUAGCAUACUACAGCCUCUCUCUGAAUGUGGGGAAGUUCGGCCUUGAUAUUUUUCUCAAUCAACUCAUAUUCGGCCUCUCUGAGAUUCCGGUCCACUUCCUCUGCGUGUGGUCUUUGGAAACGGCUGGAAGGAAAGUGUCUCUGAUGGGUGCCCUCAUAGUAGGAGGGUCUCUCUGUCUCCUGACUCUUGUAGUUCCACAAAGUAAUUACAUCGCCAUCGCUGCUCUUGCCACAUGUGGAAGGUUUCUCAUGAACGGGGCAGGCAGUGUUUGCAAUGUUUAUAUUCAAGAACUGUUCUACACCUCCAUUCGUCAGACGGCCACGGGUCUGGGCUCCACUGCAGCACGUGCUGCAAGUAUGUUGUCUCUUGUGGUGAACCUGUUGGAGAUCUAUCAUUUCACUAUUCCCACUCUGGUGUUUGGCUGCCUGGCACUAGCGAGUGGGAUAAUGGCCUUCCUGCUGCCUGAGACCAGAUGCACUGAGCUGCCUGGUUCAACAGAGGAGGCAGAGGGCAAGAGGGAAAAUAACACACUAUCCCUUUUUCCCAAAAGGCGACCAAAAAUGACCAAUCCUGCACCUGGUGAUUGUGAAGACAUCAAAGCAACCAAGUUAUAAGUUCUUAAAAUCUUGGAAGAUGGUGGCUAUUGAUAUGUUAUUAUUCUGUUUAAGAGUUUACAGUGUAGUGAUAUGUAGAAAUAACAAUUAGGUUUUUAUUAUAAUUUCUGCAGUUUAUUUGCUAUUCAGCAUUAUGAAAA
Molecule: messenger RNA, 1175 nt
Organism: Sinocyclocheilus rhinocerous
Lineage: Eukaryota; Metazoa; Chordata; Actinopteri; Cypriniformes; Cyprinidae
Product: solute carrier family 22 member 13-like
Exons: 9
Coding region: 1-1035 (344 amino acids)
Biological process (GO): transmembrane transport
Cellular component (GO): membrane
Molecular function (GO): transmembrane transporter activity
Source: RefSeq, a predicted model, not a curated record